AUGUUACGCUCAUUAUUCUCAUUCGGGCGUUCUGAUUCUGACAACCAGUUCCUCUUUCCCAAAGUGAGCUCGGCCGAAGACGGUCCCGACUGCACAAAAGACUGCGCCGACUGCACUAUUCAAUUUCCAUCAAAGGUCAAGGUAGAGGACUCAAGAGCCCUCUAUGGCCAGAUCAAGGAGUUUCACUCUCACGUUCUCGUCGCAACCGGGCAAUCAGACUGGAAGGAGAAGGUUGAAAAAGAGUCGGGGAGCUUGAUGGAAGCAUUCGAUUCCGCGAAAUCAGAACUAGGCCGCAUCAUGGUCUCGGCCUCAAACAUCCACCCUCCUGGCGAGUCAGUCACAGAGAAAAGUGCUGAAACAACCACCGUGCUCAUCUUACCAUCCUUCACAUACGUCGACUCUGUCGGCCAGGAAGACGUUCCCAGACUAAUCGCCCAGUACAUUGACCACCCAGCGGAUCAAGAUCAGGAUAAAGUCAUCCCCUCCCCGGGAGGGUUGAUGAGCGCUCGACCCUGCGAGCUAGACUACGUGAUAUUGCUGUGCUCCCAUCGGAGACGAGACGCCCGCUGCGGGAUCACUGCGCCAUUAAUCAAGCGUGAGCUCGAACGCCAUCUCCGUCCGCUGGGGCUCGAUCGGGACCUGGAUGACUCGCGGACCGGUGGAGUGGGUAUUUUUUUCGUGUCGCAUGUCGGCGGUCACAAAUUCUCCGCCAAUGUUUUAGUUUAUCGCAAGGAGGAUCAGCAGAUGAUUUGGCUGGCGCGCGUGAGACCGGAGCAUUGUGAGGGCAUUGUCAAGUACACCGUUCUGCAGGGCAAGGUUGUACACCCCGAGACGCAAUUGAGAGGUGGGUUUGAUCGAGUGCGGGGGCUGACCAGUUGGUGA
This is a messenger RNA of Penicillium salamii, 882 nucleotides long. The record is from the annotation of a GenBank genome assembly. NCBI's taxonomy places the organism in Eukaryota, Fungi, Ascomycota, Eurotiomycetes, Eurotiales, Aspergillaceae.